GCGCGGCAAGGCCGGCGGCCGUUGGCGCGAGGACAGGAUGCUGGGUAUGUGUGGCAUGCAGCCUUGCCACCAGGAAGCCCUGAAGAAGAACCGAGUGGCACUUGCCAAGCAACUGAUGCUGAGCGAGCUGUUGGAGCAUCUGCUGGAGAAGGAUGUCAUCACCAUGGAGAUGAGGGAGCUCAUCCAGGCCAAAGCGGGGAGCUUCAGCCAGAAUGUGGAGUUUCUCAACCUGCUGCCCAAGCGGGGCCCCAAGGCCUUUGAUGCUUUCUGUGCGGCUCUGCGGGAGACAAAGCAGGGACACCUGCAGGACCUGCUGUGUAGAACCCUUUCCACCCUGUCGCCCACGUCCGCGGCGUUGGGCUGUGACUAUGACUCAAGUCUCCCAUUUCCAACCCGCGAGUCAGGGCUUGCCCUCAAAAAGCCACGCCUUUCUGAAGAGGAAAUGGAGAAUUCCCUGGAUAAUGGGGAUGGGCCGCCCUGCCCCCAGGUGAAGCCUUGUACACCCGAGUUCUACCACGUUCACCACCACCUGGCCUACAGGUUAGAGUCCCGACCCCGAGGCCUGGCCCUGGUGCUCAGCAACGUGCGCUUCAACGGGGAGAAAGACCUGGAGUUCCGCUCAGGCGGGGACGUGGACCACAACGCCCUGGUCACCCUCUUCAAGCACCUGGACUACAGCGUUGAAUUCCUGUGAGAUCAGACUGCCCAGGAGAUGCAGGAGAAACUCCACAGCUUUGCCCAGUCGCCACGUCACAGGUACACGGACUCGUGUAUCGUGGCACUUCUCUCCCACGGUGUGGAGGGCGGCAUCUACGGCGUGGAUGGCAAGCUGCUCCAGUUGCAGGAGGUUUUCCGGCUCUUUGACAAUGCCAACUGUCCCAGUCUGCAGAACAAGCCCAAGAUGUUCUUCAUCCAGGCCUGCCGCGGAGAUGAGACGGACCGUGGGGUAGACCAGCUGGAUGGGAAGGAGCGGGCAGCCUCCCCAGGCUGCGAGGAGAGUGAUGCCGGCAAGGAGGAGAUGCUGAAAGUGCGGCUGCCCACACGCUCUGACAUGAUCUGUGGCUAUGCCUGCCUCAAAGGCACAGCCGCCAUGCGCAAUACCAAGCGGGGAUCCUGGUACAUCGAGGCCCUCACCCAAGUGUUCGCCGAGAGCGCCCGGGACAUGCAUGUGGCCGACAUGCUAGUCAAGGUGAACGCCCUCAUCAAGGAGCGGGAGGGCUACGCCCCAGGCACCGAGUUUCACCGCUGCAAAGAAAUGUCCGAGUACUGUAGUACUCUGUGCCGCCAUCUCUACCUGUUCCCGGGCCGCUGAGCCCGAGUCACCAGCCCCCUCCCUGGGCCAACCCCGAGGCCUGGGCUGAUGUGCCGGUUCCUUCUCCCCCAAGGAGCCCGCCCCAUCUCAUUGGCACUCCCCGUCCAUCUUACCCGUCGGCUCAGGGACACGGGGGAUCGCCCCUGCUCCCCACCCCAGGCCCAAGCUCUGGAAGCUCCUCACUCCUGGGCCUGUCUUCUCUCCAAGGCUGGGGGUUGAGGCCGCCAGCCGCGUUCCCCUUCCUGGGCUCCGAGCACACCACUGGGAUGACCGCACUGGCUGCCACUUCACUGGCAGCGUCCCAGCCAAGGAGUAGCGUUGGAACGGGCAGCUUCUGGGUCCCCAAGCCGAGCCCUGGGGGCCUUCAUCCCGCUGCGAGCGGGUGGUGCUAUAGACACAACCUUGCAGUGCUGUGAGGUGUCAGAGGUGGGCUCUGACAGUCCUCAAGCAUUGCCAUCCGAGCCCUACUUCAGGAGAAGGUUCCAGGGGCACUCCUCCAAUUAGCACGGUUUGUCACGUCUGGGGCCCCGGGACGUCGCUUUUACCCCUUGAUGCCCAUCCCCACCUCUCCCCUCUUAUCAGCCCAUGGCUCACUCACCAAAUAGUGUGGUGUGGAGCAGGCCUGGGGGGAGUUCGGACUUGACCAAGGGCAGAAUGAGAAUGCGAGGGUGUCAGAGUGUGUUGGUGUGUGUGAGGAUGAGAGAUAUAGAGAGUGUGUGUGUGUUUUUUGCGUGCAUGCAUGCAUCCUAUGCAUCCCCUCCUCCAGUACUGUAAGACUGCCUUGCUGGAACAAGACCCUGGGAGCCAACCCGCCUUUACCUGCCUGCCCAAGCCCCCCAGGGUCACCACCUGGGCCCCCAGGGUGAGGAGGUGCUGUUGGCCCCAAUCUAGGAAUCACAGGGCAGUUGUUUAGGAAGCCUUUGGGCAGGGGAUCUGGACCCCAAGGAAAUAACCCAAAUUUUCUAAAUCCUUUUGUUUGACUUAUCUGUUAAAUGUGUUGUCUGGGGAAAGCUGAGGGAUGGGUCAGAGGGUGGCCCUCGGGAGAGAUCUGUUCCCCCCUUUUAGUGUGGUGAAAGCAUCCAGACUAGGCGCCGGGCCCCGAGCCCCCCAGUUCCCCAAUGCCGGGUUUUGUACUGCCGCCAGG
Molecule: messenger RNA, 2456 nt
Organism: Tachyglossus aculeatus (Australian echidna)
Lineage: Eukaryota; Metazoa; Chordata; Mammalia; Monotremata; Tachyglossidae
Gene: CASP2
Product: caspase 2
Exons: 11
Biological process (GO): regulation of apoptotic process; proteolysis
Molecular function (GO): cysteine-type endopeptidase activity
Source: RefSeq, a predicted model, not a curated record